AUGAGUCUUCCUGCUCCAUGGCUUGCCACUCUCGUGGAGCAAUGCCUAGGCUCCUAUGCCGACCAAGGCCAGUCUGCGCACGAUGGCAUUGAAGUGGAGGACAACGGAACGACAUUGUGCUUCAAGAGGCGUGAUAUAACGUCUGUGGCUGCUAUUUUUGAAUGGGAUAUAGGACCCUCGCAUGACGGCGCACGGUUGAUCGAUGCCGAUAACCAAGUACUCGCGAGGUUUCCUCACAGCUUGUCAGAUCCAAGCCUCUUAACACCGAAUACACACUCGAAAGAAACGAACCCUAAGAAGCAUCGAAUACAGCUACUGGACUUCGAAUUGGUCUUCACGUACUCGGCAUCUACACCCGACGUUUGGUUGAACGUUUCCCGCUUUCGCAUCAACUGGGAGGAAGGAAUAAUCAAAGGGUUGACGCCCAAAAAGAUACUGAGAAGGAAUCUGGCUGUCAAAGUGCUACUAGACAAAGCCCUCCAGAAAGCAAAAAGCAAGGGACUCGCUUCCAAGCCAACCGAGGCAAGCAACUUACCCUCGCAAACUCCUCGACCUCUUGAUCAGCAUCCUCCCCAGUCCCAAGGCCACCCUCAUCAUGACACGCAAUCACAGCAAAUGUUCUCUCAAAUCCCCUCCCGCAAUUAUGAUGUGGGGCAACGUGCUUUGGAUACGGAUCGACGGCUACUCUAUGGGGCCAAUGAGCUUCUUCAACAUCUUGAUCCAUCAUCUCGACCAAGCUCAAGGAACUCAGCAGGGUCGUCCAUGCAGGUUCAGGGGCAGACAACAAGGGCUACGAUGACUAGGGGUCCUCUUCAUGUCCUCGCUGAUGGAGAACCCUCUGCGAACGGUGUCCGGCGUUCAGCGUCUCCAGUCGAUGAUCGCUCUGGUCGAGCGGACUCAAUCUCGUCUCAGCCACGAAAUAGCACAGUGAACACCUACGAGCCCCUAGAGGUGGACACUCCUCUAUCUGAAAAAGUUCCUAAUACGCAAAGUGUCGGACAAAGAACAACAUCUCCCUUGCCGAAUCCGGACGAGCGGGCUGAUGCUCGGCUCUCUUCUAAGGUCGCCAGUCGCUCGCCUUCGCGGAAACGGCACCGGGAGAGUGUGGAACUCCAAUCGGACCUCGCCCUUGGUGAUCGUGACUCUCCUCGAUCAUCUCAAGGAGCUAACGCCAAUUCCCUGUCGAGAAAAAGACAGCGCGUCAAUGAGACCAUCCAGGAAAAGUCACCAAUGGUCUCCCCUGAUCAGCGGGUAACUGAAGUGUCGCCCUUAGAUAGGAACAAAGGAGUUGAGCAAAAUCUUAAAACUGCAAUCGAUCCCCCACGGGUUAUAAGGAACCCGUGGCAAGGGCUCGCUCAAAUCCGCGCGUGUGAUGUCAAUAUUCCUAAAGAUCAGCUCGAACUUCUUGAUGGAGACCUUUGCUGGAUCCCGCCAGCUCCGGGCAAAUCCCAACCUUGUGGACAUGUGCCGGCUCGGCUUCUCAAGCAAUGGAACAAUAUUGCUUGGCUUAGACAUGAAAUAAAUCAUGGAGACGCCAGAAAAACACCAAUUGAAGAAGAUCCCGCAACUCCCAUUUCGAGUCGACAAACCAGUCCAUCUUCUGAAGAUGAGUCUGAUGAAGAGCUUUGUUCGCAGUGGAGUACCUCCCCUCUCAGAGGUCCCCAAGACUUGCCACCAGAAAGCAGCCCAAUAAGGCAGCCGAUGCCACUACGAAGGGUUGCAACUCACAAAGGAGACAGUGAGAAAGAGACGCUUGAUAAUUCGCCCCGAACGACAGACUCAAAAGGGAACUCACAAUCUCUGGGUCAAAUUCCUGGGCCGCCCCAGAAGACGCUUGAGACAUCAACGGCUGACGUUCCUCUGCCAAAUGAACUUGAAAAAUCGAGGUCAGGUAAUCCAAUGAUCUCAGGUGAAGACAUUGUGAAAGAUCCAGAACCUUCUGGCGACGGGGAGACAUACCGCUCCCCAGCUUGUUCGAGUGUCGACCCCCUAAAUUCUACUACGCUGAUCUCCGAGGAAGACGAGGCAACAGACUCGGAGAACUCAGAAUCUGCUGCCGAAAACUCUGAGGAUGAGGAUCAAUCCGAUGAUGCAAGUGACGAAGAGUCAGUGAUGGAAAACUCGGUACCUUAUGCACUCGGUGAAAGCUUGCCGCCUACACAAUCCAGUCAGGUCGAGCAAGAACUCAUAGGCUAUACUCAACCUCUUUCUCAGGUCACCAGAGAUCAUGUUCAAGUCGCCGUGACUCCUUCGGCGGUAGACAAUCGGCCACAAGGGAAUCUAGGUAACAAUCCAAAGAACUCUUCGCAGCCACAGUUCUCCUCUCAGAGCAACAAAAAUUCUUCGCAAUCUCGAGUCCCAAACACAUAUCCUUAUCUGGGAAGCUUUGAGAAGAGUCUGUCAUCUGAUGACCCAACGACGUCAUCCUCGCUUCGUUCGGCACUUGAUGCGUCUCGAGCGGAAGUUGCUGUGCCUCAGACUCAGACCAGCGGCAUAAACUCCCAAUCACAAGACACAUAUGAUCCGUCACCGCAUGAAGUGGUGUUUGAGUCUUCGGAGCCAAGCCAACAACACCUCGAAGUUCCUUCCCUGAAUUCAAACCCUUCUGCGGAACUGUUGAUGAGCUCUGUCGACUCGACUUCUUCACAGCGUCACGAUCAAACACAUGAGCCCAUGACCCAGCUUUCUUUCAAUGAAUCAAUAAGUCCGCCGCAAAUGUCUUCAAUCAGACAGUUCAAUUCAUCAGCUGCCAGCCCAUAUGAGUCUCCGAUCAAAAGUCCACCAGCAAUUAUGGAAGAGGUACAACAAGAUCCUUGCGAACAAGACAUUCAAGCCACCCUCGCCACGCAGAGUGCUGAACUAGUUGCUCGGCGGUCGGGCUUCAUCGGUGACUUACAAAGGUCAGUCGAAGCGCAGGAAGUAUACAAAAAGUUCUGCAACGACUACCCUGGCUACACCGGUGAUUACGGCCAUUUCACUGAGCUUUGCUCAAAACUACAGGCUGUUCGAGCCCAAGGCUUGCUACUCCGGUCUAACCUGUGGGAUGAUUUCAUUAUCAUGCACAUUCAGCAGUACCCUUCCUAUCUGGACAGCUACACAACCCAGCAGUCUACCCAGCCACAGAACUAUGAGAAUUAUUUCAUGUCGAAUGUCUCUAAAUCAGAGAAUAGGAAACGCAGUCUGUCGGGUUACACUAUUGAAGUUGUUGCAUCCCAGUUCGCCCGACCUGAGGCGACACCUACCCAGGCUAGCACCCAGGUGGAUCCUCCCCUCUCUCAAACUUCUCGAGAAGAAGACAUGAACACCUCACUCGCAGCAAGCUUUGUGGACAGGUUUUCCCACUUUCACGCCCACUCUUUCGAAGAGCCUGUCAGAAACGGUCUUCCUGUGUUCCAAUCCGGUCUCCCUGCGUUAGAUGGUCAUGCGACAUCUUCCAUGGAUACGGGCUCGUCAUCAAUACUCAUCAAGCUCGAAGGCUCCGAAUUGGAUCCAAAUGAGGCCCUAUGUACUCAAAUAGCACCCAUGAGUUCGUUCAACGAUACUUCCGCUCCCUACAACCCCCAACCAGGUACUACCGAGGGUCAACCCACGGACAGUCAGAGCAUCACGAAGAGCCAGAACAUCGCGAACAGCCAGAGAAUCAACGUCCAAGACGAACAGGAUGAUGUUAGUAUGGCCGAGGUUGAAGAAACGGACGAUGAGGAGGAGCUCGACGCCGACGACACCCGUCACGAGACUGCCAGUGUUGAGCUCGGUGACGACACCUUUAUCUCGGCGGCCCCUCAAUCACACGCAGAUGAAGUUGCUGAAACGCAGCCGGAAUGCGAAGACGAGGAUGAAGGAGAGAAUUGGUUCGUCUCGCUGCGGCACAUGCGGUCCAGAGAUAAGCCCGUCUGGUCCGACGACCCCAAAACCCCAUUCAAAAUCUGGGCCGAGGCCGAUCAGAAUGUGCUGAGCGAGCGACGGCGUCGCGGGGGAGCUAAGAUCCUUCUGGACGAGAACGGUGUUAUUCGCCGGCCAACUCGUCGUUGA
Penicillium cataractarum is the source of this 4032-nucleotide messenger RNA. RefSeq lists its product as uncharacterized. The transcript is spliced from 2 exons. NCBI's taxonomy places the organism in Eukaryota, Fungi, Ascomycota, Eurotiomycetes, Eurotiales, Aspergillaceae. Bases 1 to 4032 code for a protein of 1343 amino acids. The record is from RefSeq and is a predicted model, not a curated record.